Messenger RNA from Triticum dicoccoides, 1810 nucleotides. RefSeq lists its product as uncharacterized. Lineage: Eukaryota; Viridiplantae; Streptophyta; Magnoliopsida; Poales; Poaceae. The record is from RefSeq and is a predicted model, not a curated record. The coding region runs from base 35 to 1498 and encodes 487 amino acids. The transcript has a single exon.
AAUGAGAAGUUAAGCACAAAUCGCGGCCUUUAGGAUGACCGAAAAUGCUAAACCUACAUUGUACGGCUGUACCGCGUGCAGGAUGUCUUCCCCUCUCUCUUGCAUCGCCUACCUUUCGGCAACCUCCGCCAUUAACGCCCCCGAGCAAAUUCACGGGAAGGAACCAGCUGAGAGGGGGGAAAUGUCGGCGACACGCUACCAUACGCGGAAGCUAGCUACGCCCCAACCGCCUCCACUUUCCACUUCUCGUGGUAAAGCGCCACGAACUCAGUCACCACUGCCUCGCCUGCUCACUCACCUACCUCACUGCAGCCUUCGCGUGCACUCCUCUUAUUAUACGCUUGCAUGCUUCGCAACAGUGCGCCGUAACAAAAAGGAGCCCAUGGAGAUCAUCACCAAGCGCCCCAGGGAGAGGCGGGCCAAUGCCGCCGACGGCGAGCAUCUCCCGCAGCUGCUCGACUCGCCGCUCCCCACGCCGCGCCGCUCGUGCGCCUCCGCGGACGCGCCCGGCAGCCUGCGGUGCGCCGCCUCGCCGCUGCGCACGCAGGUGCCCUUCUCUUGGGAGAGCUCCCCCGGCGUGCCCAAGAGCAGCAGGGACACGCGGGAGGAGACGAUGCCGCCGCCCAAGCUGCCGCCCGGGCGCUGGCCGCCGCAGUGCCCCACGAGGACCAACUGGUGCUACGGCACCGGGAGCGAGGCCAGCAGCGACGACUGCGACGCAUCGUCCUUCUCCGACGCCCUGGACAGGACGUCCUCCUCGCCCGCGCGGAUCGGCUCCUUCGACCGGGUCACGUCCAAGCGCUUCGAGGACAUCUUCCUCGGCCGCGCCGAGAGCUUCGCCAAGGACCGGUCCCACUCCUCCCGCCACGCGCCCACGGGCGAGGCCCGCGCCGUCGUCGCCGCGUCGUCGUCCUCGGCGAGACACACGAAGCACUGGCGGCGACGCGGCAGCACGCGCCACCACGAUGAUGACGACGGGGAGUGGCCGAAGAGCAGCGAACCCGUGAAGGUCAUGCCGCGCGUCGAGCAGAUGACCCCGAGAGCCUGCGGGCUCAUGGUGUUCUUCCCCUGGAGCGCGAAGCCGGCGGCCUGCGGGUUUAGGAGCCCGUCGACGAUGCGUCGCGCCGGCGUCAUUGAUCAUUCGCCCUCCCGCGGCCGCGGCAACCCCACCCUGCGCGACGCUCUGCAGGAGGACAACAAGACCGACGACAUGGACGUGCAAGACCCGCCGCCGCAGCAGCCGCGCGGGGAGAAGAGGAGCCGCGAGGAAUGGCAGGGCCGCGGGUGGGGCGUCUCGUCGCUGCUCGACACGAGCAAGAGGUACUGCACCGACGCACGGAAGGCCUUGAGCAAGCUAUCCAUCGGAUUGGGCGCCGACAGUGGCAGCCCGAGAGUUGGCAGGGACAGGAGGAGCGGCAAGCAAGGUGACACGUCCACAACGACGACCGCGCCCGUCGUCGGCGCCAAGCUGACGAAACUCAAGUCUAACAGAAAUUAAGGUUGGACUGGGAUUGGUGGUGCUACGAUAGAAGUUGCGCAUGUGUAUGCAGAUUACUACUUACUUACUUCUUUGAUCUCCAUCUGUUCAGCUAGAUAUACUAAACUCAGUAGCAGAGCUAUGGUAGUAGUACAAAUUACUACUGACAUAUUGUUCCUGAAAUUGAAAUUCCUUCGGUACUGUGUAUGUACUUACAUUAAUAAACGCCUUAGCAUUCCUUAGAAGCUGUUAUAUGGUCCAGAUUGUAUCUUUAUCGAGUGAUUAUUGAGUGACUGUCCUUAAUGUAAUUUCCAUUCCUCCAACUCAAACCAG